This is a messenger RNA of Cuscuta europaea, 929 nucleotides long. Lineage: Eukaryota; Viridiplantae; Streptophyta; Magnoliopsida; Solanales; Convolvulaceae. The record is from the annotation of a GenBank genome assembly.
AUGCUCCUCCCUUUAUAAAACAUCAUCAUCCGCCCCAUCUAUCUUCUUUGCCUAUAUUUACAACCAUCCAUCUUAGCCUUCUUAGCUAGUAAGCUCAUUAAAUCAAGAUUGCAUAAUUGUCAUUAAUGGGGUCAAAAUUUGUGCCUUUCUUCUUCUUCUUCAUCUUCGUGGUGCUCUUAGCCGAUCUUGCGAGCUCGGACGUCAGCAAGGACAAGGCGGAGUGCGCCGAGCAACUCGUCGGGAUCGCCACGUGCCUCCCGUACGUGAGCGAUGAGGCUAGAACUCCGCCGCGGGAUUGCUGCGCGGGGCUGAAAGGAGUGAUCGAGAAGAGCAAGAAAUGCAUAUGCAUUUUGGUGAAGGAUAGAAACGAUCCCAGUCUUGGCCUCGAGAUCAACUCCACCCGUGCUUUAAGCCUUCCCGAUUUGUGCCAAACGCCCGCUAAUGUCUCCCAAUGCAUUCAACUCCUGAACUUGGCACCUAACUCACCAGACGCAAAGGUAUUUCAAGAUUUCGUGAAUAGUGCCAAGGGAAGCACUGCUGCUACUCCACCAGUUAAAGGCAGCUCAGGAGAUGGAGCAACAAGUGCCGAAGUUAAGAGCGACGGAAGCAAGAGAAAGCAGUUCCUGGAAGCUAAUGUGGUUGCGGGGCUGUUUGUCUAUGUUUUCAACGCUAUUUCUUGAAUUUUUGAAUAUUAUACGUACUUUAACUCUUUAAGUACUGAAUUAAAGACUUUUAUUGAAGAUUUGAUGUCUUUGGUUAAGAUGAGGAAAAUGAUGAAUAAUUGUUAUCUUUUCACGGGUAAUGGGGCAGUUGCGCUUUUAUACAUAUCCGCUCCUUUAAUUGUUCCGUUACCCACUCAAUUAUUUUACCUGCAUGUAUGUCACGAUUAAAAAUAAUUUAUAUACUCAAUUAUAAAGUAAACGUCAAAA